GUCUUUGUAUUUCCUGUCCCGGCUCCCAGCCCUCAGCUAUUCAGGGGCCCCCACCCCCUCAGCCGCCUCAUUCAGGUGCAGAAACAUCCCUGCAGAGGUUCCCGGGUCGGGGAAGUUCUUGCGUCGGGACCAAGGACCAGGACCAGAUAUUGCAGCAGAGGCUGUGGCUGUCCGUCAGGGAAGUACAAGGGACUCAGGACCAGGCACUGGGCGAAGACGGGCGGGGUCUCUCCUCACAGUCACGGGACGAGAAGAGCCGAGCAGGAAGGAAGCAUUCAUUGCACUUCUCUCAUUUCUCCAUUUUUUGGUUGGAAUCCUUCUGGAAGGAGCGACGGCCCCUCAGAUCUCUGGCUGCUCUGAGGUUCAGUGUGUAAAGGACAGGCAGGAGAAAGCUCGGAUUUAUUUCCCCUUUAUUUGCUAGUUUUCAAAAUAAAUUACCUGUGGUGACCAGCCAGGGUUUUUGGCUGGCUGGUUUUGAAGGCCAUUGUGAGCUCCCGAGUCUGGUUCUGUGCUGCUUCCAGAGCUCUGCAGUGACUGUUCGGUUGGUCCUUCCCUCUGGCCAGGGGACCCUCCUCCGUGGGGUCUGGGUCCCUCACAGUUUGGUGCUCUCCCACGUGAGUGCCCGAGUGCGUGUUCUGGGGGGACUAGGUGGGAAGAGGGAAGCUCCUCCGCAGUCCUGGGUCCUGGUCAGUGAUGUUGAAACGUGCCUCCGUGUGACGGCCGUCCCUCCUCCGCAGGUGUGGGCGGCCUGGCCAGCAUGCCCCCGCUGCCGGCGGUCGCGCCAGUGCCAAUGGGGACCCUCCCCGUGGUCGGGAUGUCCCCCCCCCUCGUCUCCUCCGUCCCUCCAGCAGCAGUGCCUCCCCUGGCCAACGGGGCGCCCCCGGUCAUGCAGCCGCUGCCUGCGUUCGCCCAUCCUGCAGCCACAUUGCCAAAGAGUUCUUCUUUUAGUAGGUCUGGCCCAGGGUCCCAGCUGAACACUAAGUUACAGAAGGCGCCCUCACUCGACGUGGCGAGCGCCCCGCCGCUGGCCGAGUGGGCGGUGCCCCAGUCGUCCAGGCUCAAGUACCGCCAGCUGUUCAACAGCCACGACAAGACCAUGAGCGGACACCUCACAGGUAUUGCAGAGGAGAGAGCGUG
Myotis lucifugus (little brown bat) is the source of this 1137-nucleotide messenger RNA. Its product is annotated as intersectin-1-like. Gene Ontology annotation, cellular component: clathrin-coated pit; plasma membrane; cytoplasm. Gene Ontology annotation, biological process: endosomal transport; clathrin-dependent synaptic vesicle endocytosis. NCBI's taxonomy places the organism in Eukaryota, Metazoa, Chordata, Mammalia, Chiroptera, Vespertilionidae. The annotation marks the transcript as partial. The record is from RefSeq and is a predicted model, not a curated record. The transcript has 3 exons. Gene Ontology annotation, molecular function: molecular adaptor activity.